This is a messenger RNA of Cladophialophora yegresii CBS 114405, 2241 nucleotides long. RefSeq lists its product as uncharacterized. The record is from RefSeq and is a predicted model, not a curated record. Gene Ontology annotation, molecular function: ATP binding; ATP hydrolysis activity. Gene Ontology annotation, cellular component: mitochondrion. Bases 1 to 2241 code for a protein of 746 amino acids. The transcript has a single exon. NCBI's taxonomy places the organism in Eukaryota, Fungi, Ascomycota, Eurotiomycetes, Chaetothyriales, Herpotrichiellaceae.
AUGCGAACAACAGCCAUAUGCCUCUUCCGGCACACCCUGAGACGUAGCCGUCUCAACCUCAUUCAGAUCCACAAUGGCACAUUCUACAAAGAGCACCCAUCGGCGGGAGGUGACGACGCAGCUACCAAUCCCCCUCUAUACCCCAACCUGAGAUUCGAGCUUCCUGCCACGAGUCGACGCGGUGGCUCCGGCCAGCACACUGAGAGAACAAGCCCUCACUGGGCCGUCAUCAGCGGGUCUGGAGACGGCACGACGUUCCUCGAAAUCCUUAGAGGAUCGCACCUCUGUUUCCCGCCCAAUGCAAGAUCCUACCCGUACCUAGCCACCGGGGACAUCGACGACCAGACGGACCACCGGUUACGAAUCCCCUCGCGCGCCAUCCAGUAUGUCGGGUUCAACACCAAGCAGGGCGGGAUCGCUGGCGCGGGAGGUGUCACGGGCGCAUACCUCAGCGCAAGAUAUGAAAGUCGCAGGGAAGAGACGGACUGGACCGUCCUGCAAUACCUGACGGGCGACACGGAACUCAACCCGGGCGAGAAACAACAGCACGUCGACCAGACGCUGUUGGACAAGGUCAUCGCAGACCUGCGCCUGCAGAAACUGACAACCAUGCCCGUCAGCAACCUGUCCAACGGACAGACCCGGCGGGCGAGGAUUGCAAAAGCGCUCCUUGGGCGGCCCUUGCUCUUGCUUCUGGACGAACCCUUUAUGGGCCUCGACCCGCCUACGCUGGUCACUCUCUCGCCCAUGCUGAAGAAAUUGGCCUAUCAAUCGAGCCCGCUUCUCAUGCUCGGUCUGCGGCCUCAGGAUCCUAUCCCGGAGUGGAUCACGCAUUUGGUCGUGCUUGGGCACAACCACACCGUGGCGUUGAUGGGUCAGAAGGAUAGAGUCCUCCUCAGUGUGCGGAAAUGGGCAGACGUGGUGUCCGACCCGCAUGUGCGGACUCAAGACCAGAGUGCCGUCGAGGGGGUUGUGAAGCGAUAUGGGCCCCCGCCCGCUGGCCUCACUGGAGAUGUGCUAAGCGAGACUGGCAUCUCAAUCGCAUCUUCAGGGAUACCAGCCGAGGAAUCUCCUGCAGAGGGCGUCGGCUCUGCCGCAGGAUCAGACCAGCCGUUCACAUCGCCCCUGGACGACAUUCUCGGACAGCUCGUUACAUCCCGCCCGAGCGCGAGUGAUGUACAGGGGUCGACAACAUCUGUGCUUACCACCUCAUCCUCAGCACAGCAACACACGCGCUCCCCAAGGGACACCACCACCGCUGUCAACACCUCAACAGGGGCCCCUCUCAUCGAACUCUCGUCCGUGAUCGUGAAAUACGGGUCCAAAAUCGUGCUCGGCAACCCGUCAGGCCUCUCCCUCACGCUGAGCAAAGGCACGCGCCUCGCCCUCUUAGGCCCCAACGGCAGCGGCAAAACCACGCUCCUCUCGCUCCUCACGUCGGACCACCCGCAGUCGUACUCCCUCCCGAUCCGCUUCUUUGGACGUACCCGUCUCCCGGACCCGACGAACAACAUCCCCGGCCUCAGCCUGUGGGAAAUCCAAAGCCGCAUAGGGCACUCCAGCCCGGAGAUCCACGCCUUCUUCCCCAAGCACCUCUCCAUCCGACGAGCGCUAGAGUCCGCCUGGGCCGAGACAUACGCGGGACGGCCGAACCUGACGCCCGCCCGCGCCGCGCUCGUCGACGAGGUCCUAGGAUGGUGGGAAUCGGAGUUACGACCAGACUCUAGCAGCAAUGACGUUGAUGGUGGUGGCCAUGGCUGGGCGACGUCCAAGGCCCACCCGUUCGGCACGCUGCCCUUCGCCACGCAACGCCUCCUCCUCUUUCUGAGGGCGCUCAUCAAACAGCCCGACAUCAUAAUCCUGGACGAGGCCUUCUCUGGACUUUCGGCACGCACGCGCGACAAGGCCAUGGCGUGGCUGGAAUUCGGGGCUUCGGGCGGCGGCGGCGGCGGCGGAGAGACGCAGACGCGACUCAGUGGUAACACCGGCGCCCCUGAUGAUGUGGCUGCCACCGAUCCCGGUCUGUCGACGCCGACGACCUUCCUCGGCCUCACCGACCAACAGGCCCUCGUCGUGGUGAGCCACGUCAAGGAAGAGAUCCCCGACUGUGUGGACGAGUGGCUCCGCUUGCCGGGCGAGGAGGAAAUCGUAGAGACCGGACGGGGCGUCGAGGGCGGCAAGACGCCGCGGAGGGCGUGGGUCAAGAGUCAGGAGGGGUGGAUGAAGGUGUGGGGUAUAUGA